CUACUAUAUAACAAAUAAUUUGAGUAUGAUAUUCUAGAAGAAGCAGCGACCUCCCUUUCACAGAGGGCUGGAAAUGAUAGAUCUACAUCGUGCACUCAGCUGUCUGAACUCCCAUCAACUCCGUCAAGUGUGGAAUGAGGGGUCUCUAUUCUCCCCUAUUAGCACUGGAACCUGCUCCUCUGCUGCUGCCAAGGUGCCCCAGCUGCUCCCUGUCAAGAGAUACAAGAUAAGAAGUCACUACGACGGUGUCUUCUCCCUCGACUUCACCAAGGAUGGCACUAGACUGGCGGUGGGCUACGGAUCUGGUGACGUCACGCUCCACGAUACCAAAACAGCCAAGCUGACCUGCUGUCCCAGUAGGAAGAGCGAACAGUUGCCGGUUACAGGCCUGCAGUUCCGGAGUCAGGAUAGGUCCGAGAUGCUGUACUGUCUCGCUAGUGGACCCAUCUUUCUUCAGAGGAUAGAGGACGAAUCAAACGUUGUGGACGUUAUGACUACAGAUGAAGAAAACGAGAUAAACACUCUAGAUGUCAGUGAAUUUGGUUACUACUUCUGCACGGCAGGGAAAGAUAGGAACAUCAGGAUAUACGACUGGGAGAAGUUCAAGCCGUUCUCAGUUCUGGGUCCUCUAACAGAGGGAGACUACAUAGGCCCUCCCGAGGACACUCUCACUCAACACGGCAAGAGGAUAUUCUCCGUCAAGUUCUCUGAUGAGAGUCCUUAUCAUCUGGUGUCCGGAGGGUGGGACAACUCAGUAAAAGUUUGGGACUUGAGAACAGGUCAAGUAGUUAAGAGUAUGAGUACAGGCAGCAACUUCGGACCUAAGUUGUGUGGUGAUGCGCUGGCUAUAAAGGGGGACCUGUGCGUCACUGGAUCUCUACUUCCUGAAAACGCUAUCGAGCUUUGGAGCAUAAAGGAAGGAAGAAGGAUCGCAUGCCUGCCCUACGAGAGCCCCAAACUCCGGGGAGAAUAUGUUCUUGUAGUGAAGUUCUGCGGAGACAACCACGUGAUUGCAGGCAGCGCUACUUGUCAUGACGCUCAGAUAAUCUCGAUAGCACAAGAAAAAGUGGUAUCUCGGAUAGAUGGUUUCAGAAGAUCAGUAUCCUCUCUGGCCGUGUCCAGUAGCGGCAAGGUAGCGGUGGCAGGGGGAGCUCCCUACAUCUCCUUCGUGGAGACCAUGACCACACCUUUCUUCUUAGAGACCUAACAGGCGGGCAUUAAGUAGGUUUAUUUAUAGCACAACCAAUUAAAUAUAUAUCCUUGGGGUUCCCAGCCGCAAUCCUUACAAACCUUAAUAGGCAAAAAACGUCCCCACUACUGUAGAGACAGCUGAUUUUCAUGCACGUAUAACAAAGGGCUAGUCAGGGAGACAAAUAUAAAUUUGUACCAGCCGUGACUAGGAUCUUGUUAACGAGUUUUCUAAAUUUUCACAAAAAAUGUGUCACCUGUUGGCCGAUAAAGCGAGUAGGGUAAUCGUUGUGCAUGGCCCGCUGGUACUUGAGCUAAGUUUCGAUUCUUUGACAGACCUUCGGAUUCAGGACAACGCCUUGAUUAUCUGACCACGGGUCAUUUGGCAUCCCUUUGACUUAUUAUUAUUUGAUAAACCGUCACUUUUGGAAUUUAUUCUCAUGAAAAUAAAAAGAAUAGCAGCAGAAACGUUUAAAACGAAAGGAGAGAUAAUGUCAGGCAAGGACUGUAGAGUUUAUGAACUAAAAAUGAGAUUAAAGAUUGGGAAAAUGUUUGGUAAUAUGAAGGAUACUGGUAAGUUGAUGAGAUAUUUGCUUGUCAGGUUUUAAGAUUUUCUGAGACUGCUCAUGCUUGAAAUGGUAUAAUUGUUGAUUAUAUCAUCAUCACGUUAUUUUAAACUCGAUGCCAUAAUUCUUCGUGUACCAACAACGCUCAUUCAUCUAAUUUAUUAAAUUUGGUAAAUAUAUGUCUUUACUGAGAAUGAUACAUCACAAUACUGAUUAAAUGAAUUAAUAUAA
Messenger RNA from Bolinopsis microptera, 1985 nucleotides. RefSeq lists its product as uncharacterized. The transcript has 9 exons. The record is from RefSeq and is a predicted model, not a curated record. Gene Ontology annotation, molecular function: protein binding. Lineage: Eukaryota; Metazoa; Ctenophora; Tentaculata; Lobata; Bolinopsidae. The coding region runs from base 74 to 1207 and encodes 377 amino acids.